AUGAUAGUGCUAUUAAAAAGAUGGUCGAACAAAAAAAAGGAGCAAUAUUAUCAAAAGGCCUAUUCCAAUGUUGAGGUUGUGGUUGAUAAUGGGUUUCCUUUGAUCAAGAUUAUCAGGCAUGUUAGUAUCUGCGCUAUCUGGAAUACAUGUCGUCUGAAGUUCUUGGGUGCUUCUCAGAAAACAGUCUUAUUCCUGUCCACACCAAGUGUAAACCAACCAUUAUAUAACAGGGAUUUGAAUUACAGAAGUUUUAAUGACAUUCAUAUGAUCAUUGGAUGUACAUUAAGUGUUAUCUGGAGCGCCCACUUCCGCCUAGUUUUUGAUAAUUUAGUAUUUGUCCCAAAUCCUAUAGCAGCCCUAGCUACCCUACACAUCUAA
This is a messenger RNA of Phycomyces blakesleeanus NRRL 1555(-), 378 nucleotides long. RefSeq lists its product as hypothetical. The record is from RefSeq and is a predicted model, not a curated record. Lineage: Eukaryota; Fungi; Mucoromycota; Mucoromycetes; Mucorales; Phycomycetaceae. Bases 1 to 378 code for a protein of 125 amino acids. The transcript has 5 exons.